AGUAUCAGUCUAACUAAGGACACAGCGAAAGAAAUACAUACAAUUUAAAGUUUAAACAAUCAAAAUGAAAUUCCUCAUUGUUCUCUCAAUUGCUAUUGUGACAGUAACUGCUCAACAUGGACAUCAUGGCCAUGGAAGUGGAAAUCUUGGUGGAGGAUUUGGUGGCAAUCAAGGAGGAUUUGGUGGUAGUCAAGGAGGCUUAGGCGGAUUUGGUGGAAGCCAAGGAAGUCAUGGAAGUCUUGGCGGUAGUCAAGGAAGUCUUGGUGGUAGCCAUGGCGGACUUGGAAUAAGCAAUCAAGGAGGAUUGAGCGGAAACCGAGGAGGAAUUGGCAGCAGCCAAGGAGGUUUUGGUGGAAGUCAUGGAAAUAUUGGUGGUAGUCAAGGAGGAUUUGGAGGAAACCAAGGUAGCUUUGGCGGUAGCCACGGAGGAUUAAGUGGAAAUCAAGGAGGUUUUGGCAGUAGUCAUGGAGGACUUGGUGGUAAUCGUGGAGGACUCGGUAUUGGUAGCCAAGGUGGAUUUGGUCACUAAGAAACAUUUAAUUAAGACGAAUUGACUGUUUUUACGAAUAUAAACUAUGAUAAGCAUUGUAUAAGUAAACAAAAAUUCUAUGACUAUAAGUUACUAUUAUUUAAGUCGUUAGCAUGUCUAAUGUUAUGAAAUAAAACUUUUAAAAUUCAAAUUGAA
This is a messenger RNA of Eupeodes corollae, 685 nucleotides long. RefSeq names its product ctenidin-3-like. Lineage: Eukaryota; Metazoa; Arthropoda; Insecta; Diptera; Syrphidae. The record is from RefSeq and is a predicted model, not a curated record. Bases 65 to 529 code for a protein of 154 amino acids. The transcript has a single exon.